AUGAGCACAGUAUUGGCCGAAGCACUCGAAAGGUACGCUUCACUGGAAAGUCUUGAUGGAGACGCAGAAAAUGAGUCCAACCACUACCGAAUACGACGCAUACACCAGGAACGUCAGGAAUUGGAAAUCAAGAUGGCUAAUCUGCAACAAGCGCUAGACCACUACAUUGAAGCAGCUGACGAGCUGCAACCACCACCAGAAGGAAGCCAAAUGGUAAAAAUUGAACAGAACAUUGAUAACGCCCAUACUGUACGUCUGAAAGGCCAGAAUCGUCUGACCGAACUCUCUCUGAUCCUCAGACAAAAUGAGGAUCUAGAAAUACCCACUUCGCCCUUGGACGAGACGAAUAAGUACGACAAUCAAGACGCAGUUGUUAACCAGCUGCUUCAAGAGUUGCAAGACCUGCAACCGGCAAGCACUACAACUACCGACCAAAUGAAUACACUGGACAAGAUAGUCCCUAUCAUUUCUCAACUGGAGCGGAAAGGAGAAAACACCAACACGCAACAGAUGCGACGCACAGUCUUGAAGAAGUUUAGCGACAAAAUCCAGCGAGCCAUGCUGAAAAAGAAGACAUCCUUCCACGGAGCGAGCUGGACAACAAAGCAGCUUCUUCAGGACCUCCAGGAUUUCUUCAAUAUGGAAGCUCAAAUUGAGAAUAUACGAGGAACCAUAGAAGAAUCCAACAUUAGCACUCCGCCCGUUGGGAGAACAAACACACUUGCAAACAACCGAAACAACAGGACUUCUCCCUGUUUCUACUGCAACGAGAGCGAUCAUGCACCGAGAUCCUGCUCAAGGUAUCCUACAAUUGAUCAGCGGUUGCAGCUCAUAAGUCAACGAAAUCUCUGUCACAACUGUGGAUCAGGAGAACAUCGCACCAAAAACUGCACUCGAGGAGCCUGCCGACAAUGCAAGCAAAAGGGUCACCACACCUCGAUCUGUCGGAAAUCCCUCAAUCCGCAAGCAUCAGCCAAACAACCAGUAAGAGAUGCUCCGCAAAAGACCCAUACAGAAGGGCACGCAACAAAGAAAAUGGCAACAGGACAAAACUCCACCGUAACUGCCGAAAAGAGCUCAAGGUUGAGCCAAAUCAAUGACCAAGCCAUACUACACCACCAAGAUAUUUCACGCUCAGAGGAUCUACUCGUAGGACAAGCCAGAGUUUGGAAUGUUAGAAGGCAGGAGUUCGAAGACGUUCAUAUCAUGCUAGACACCGGCGCAAAUCGGUCGUUCAUCACAAACGACUAUGCAGAGCACCUAGGACUCGAGAAAACUGGCCAGCUUCAACUAAUAAUCCACACGUUUGGCGAUAGCUCUCCGAACGAGCAAUCCUGCGAGAAGGCUCAAGUCGAAAUUGAGGAUCGUCAAGGUGUUCGACACAAAUUCGAGCUGGCGAAGAUUGACUUCAUCAUGGGAGACCUGCAACGCACCCCACUCUCCGAGCUAGAUCGCCAAUAUCUUCAACGUCACAACAUCAAACUAUCCAUUUCCCCACAAAUUCUAACGCUGCAAACGCCCAUCCUACUAGGCUGUGGCGACCUCUUCUCGUUGUUUGACCAUGGAUUUGGAUACGAGCACAUUCUCCCAUCAGGAAUAAGACUCCUUCGCUCAAAAUUAGGAUAUCUAAGCCAAUGGCCUGCAACAGCAGAGCUGCAGUGUCGGAAACCGAACUUGACAGGAAAGUCGAUGUCAUCAGACAAGCUCCCGAUCCCACCUCCACAUCCAAAUCCACCACCAGUUUCUUCCCCAACACCACCUUCACCAGUAACACCUUUGAAUCCAUCCACUCAUCCAAGCCCUCCUCCGUCUUCGUCCCCGUCCUCACCUCUAACCCUUCGCCCACACCCAUCAACCAAAGCAACACACACAGUAGCCACAUCGCAACAGAAUGCAGUGCAGGAAAUUGUUGACUGGAAACGCUUCUCAUCAGUUGCACACGCAACGUCUGCAUUUUCAUAUGCCUUAAGAUGGCUCAAUCGAAUCGUCACACGACUUAAUCCCGACUUGAGGGAUUCCAUCCUAGGAAGCAUUCCACAGCUCCGCAAGCGCUACAACGACGAGUUCACCACCGUUCCAGAGCGUAACCAAGCUGUACUACUGCUCAUACGCAAUCACCAACGUCUACAUGUGGAAGGAAAAAUCAAUCCGGUCAAAGAACGAUUGGUGCCAAUAAUGGACUCGGACGGACUUCUCAGAUGUAGAGGACGUCUACACAAUUCUGAUUUGUCCAAAGAUAGCAAACAGCCCAUCCUUUUGGGGCCACAAACAUCACUAGCAACCCUGGUUAUUCAAGAUGCCCACAAACGCUUCCAUUUGGGAACAGCCCACACUAUGGCAGAGGUCAAUCAAAACAAAGAAGGCGUUGUGCGUGAUGUCGAACUCAUCCUAGCAAAUAAACGCACAACACGACGCCCAAUCAAUCUAAUCGUCCCGCUCGAGUUAGACGGAGAAGAGGAAGAAACCAGGGAUGGCACGAAAAAUCAUUCGCCUAGUUAUACGUACGACGUGACAGAAGGAAACUCAUCACGAAAAAUGACAGCACAUGACUCACAACCGACAGAUACGGCAUCAGACAGUGCAUCGUCGAAGACUACGGGACGCUACUACCUUCGAAGCCGAUCGCGGAACAACUACGUGUGGGCCGGGAGUAUAUCGAUUCCUCGACCAUCGAUAUCCAACCGAUAG
Messenger RNA from Ostertagia ostertagi, 2688 nucleotides. The record is from the annotation of a GenBank genome assembly. NCBI's taxonomy places the organism in Eukaryota, Metazoa, Nematoda, Chromadorea, Rhabditida, Trichostrongylidae.